Molecule: messenger RNA, 6359 nt
Organism: Strigops habroptila (Kakapo)
Lineage: Eukaryota; Metazoa; Chordata; Aves; Psittaciformes; Psittacidae
Gene: PUM2
Product: pumilio RNA binding family member 2
Exons: 20
Coding region: 313-3531 (1072 amino acids)
Biological process (GO): miRNA processing; regulation of mRNA stability
Cellular component (GO): cytoplasm; cytosol
Molecular function (GO): mRNA 3'-UTR binding
Source: RefSeq, a predicted model, not a curated record
CUAACUCAGUUGACAGUUGAAGCAGUAACAAUAUUUUAGCAUAACUUUCUUAAAAUGAUAAGACCAUGAUCUUUAUGGAAACCAUAACUUAUUGUUAAAAAUCAAAUGCCAUGUUCUAGUGGCUACAUGUUUCUGGGCUGGCCAUGGCUAUUCUUGAUUUUUUUACUUCAGUGAAGCAUUUAGCCAGUCAGUUGGCUUUUCAGCAAUUUUUGCUUCAUCCAGAGUUCAAUGUCUGUCUUUAACCAUCUGCCUUUGAAGAAGCACUAAUAGAUGAAGGCCUGAUCUUUAGAAAGCUGAGUAGCUACAUUGGAUAUGCUUGCUUCCUUCUAUCCAUCCCUUCCCCCCCAGCUGUUAAAACUCCUGUUGAAAGGUAAAGGUGUUAGUAAGCUUUUACCGGCCAAAAAGUUUUGGGAACCUGAUGAUUCAGCAAAAGAUGGACAAAAAGGGAUAUUCCUUGGUGAUGAGUGGAGAGAGACUGCAUGGGGAACUCCUCACCAUUCUAUGUCCCAACCUAUUAUGGUACAGAGAAAGCCUGGACAGGGUUUUCAUGGAAACAGUGAAGUAAAUGCUGUAUUGUCUCCACGAUCAGAAAGUGGUGGCCUUGGAGUGAGCAUGGUAGAAUAUGUGUUAAGUUCCUCUCCAGCUGAUAAAUUGGAUUCCCGGUUUAGGAAAGGAGCUUUUGGCACUAGAGAUGCUGAAACAGAUGGACCUGAGAAAGGAGAUCAGAAAGGCAAGGCUUCUCCAUUUGAGGAGGACAAAAACAGAGAUCUUAAACAAGGAGAUGAUGAGGAUGUUACUAAAAUAAAUGGCAGAGGUUUGCCAAAUGGAAUGGAUGCCGAUUGCAAAGAUUUUAAUCGUACCCCUGGAAGUCGACAAGCCUCCCCAACAGAAGUUUCUGAACGCUUGGGCCCCAAUCCCAGCACCACAGAAGGAUUAGGUCCACUUUCCAAUCCUACAGCUCACAAGCCUCUGGUGGAAGAAUUUUCAAAUCCAGAAAAUCAGAAUCUAGAUGCCAUGGAACAAGUUGGUCUUGAUUCUCUACAGUUUGACUAUCCUGGCAAUCAGGUACAAAUGGACUCUUCAGGAGCUACUGUAGGACUUUUUGACUACAAUUCUCAGCAGCAGCUUUUCCAGAGGACUAAUGCUCUGACUGUCCAACAGUUAACAGCAGCCCAGCAGCAGCAAUACGCACUGGCUGCAGCUCAGCAGCCACACAUAGCAGGCGUGUUCUCAGCAGGCUUGGCUCCAGCUGCUUUUGUGCCAAACCCAUACAUUAUCAGUGCUGCUCCUCCAGGUACUGACCCAUACACUGCAGCUGGAUUAGCUGCAGCAGCUACCCUCGCAGGUCCUGCUGUGGUUCCACCUCAGUAUUAUGGUGUUCCAUGGGGGGUGUAUCCAGCCAAUUUAUUUCAGCAGCAAGCUGCAGCAGCAAAUACCACCGCAAAUCAGCAAGCGGCUUCACAGGCACAACAGGGACAGCAACCGGUUCUGCGUGCUGGAGCAACUCAGCGCCCACUUACUCCCAAUCAGGGUCAGCAAGGGCAGCAAGCAGAGUCACUUGCAGCAGCUGCAGCAGCAAAUCCAGCUUUGGCUUUUGGUCAGGGUCUUGCUACAGGCAUGCCAGGCUAUCAAGUACUAGCUCCCACUGCCUAUUACGAUCAGACUGGUGCCUUAGUAGUAGGCCCUGGAGCAAGAACCGGCCUUGGAGCACCAGUCAGAUUAGUGGCCUCAACUCCUGUUAUAAUCAGUUCUGCAGCAGCACAAGCAGCUGCAGCUGCUUCAGCUGGAGGAACAGCAAACAAUCUCGCGGGAGCCACGAACGGGCUUUUUCGGCCACUUGGUGCCCAGCCACAACAACAGCAACAGCAAACAAAUAGUAGCCUACAAUCCAAUUCAUUUUAUGGCAGUAACUCUUUGACCAAUAACUCCCAGAGCAGUUCCCUUUUUUCACAUGGUCCUGGCCAACCAGGAAGCACAUCUCUUGGCUUUGGAAGUAGCAGCUCUUUAGGAGCAGCUAUCGGCUCUGCACUUGGUGGAUUUGGCUCAUCAGUUGGCAGUUCUGCAAGUAGUAGUGCCACAAGGAGAGAUUCUCUAUCUACUAGCUCUGACUUGUACAAAAGAUCUAGUAGCAGCCUAGCACCCAUAGGGCAGCCAUUUUACAAUAGUCUGGGAUUUUCCUCCUCUCCAAGUCCAAUAGGCAUGCCUCUGCCAAGCCAAACGCCAGGACAUUCACUUACGCCACCGCCAUCACUUUCAUCACAUGGAUCCUCAUCCAGUUUGCAUUUAGGAGGACUGACAAAUGGUAGUGGUCGCUAUAUUUCUGCAGCACCUGGAGCCGAAGCAAAGUAUCGCAGUGCAGCAAGUACCUCCAGUCUCUUUAGCUCCACCAGUCAGCUCUUCCCUCCUUCACGCCUUCGUUACAGUAGGUCUGAUAUUAUGCCUUCUGGACGUAGUCGGUUGCUGGAAGAUUUCAGAAACAAUCGUUUCCCUAAUCUUCAACUAAGAGACCUUGUUGGACAUAUUGUUGAGUUUUCUCAAGACCAGCAUGGUUCUAGAUUUAUACAGCAAAAGCUGGAGCGAGCUACUCCAGCUGAGCGCCAGAUGGUAUUUAAUGAGAUCCUGCAAGCAGCAUAUCAAUUGAUGACUGAUGUGUUUGGAAACUAUGUAAUACAGAAGUUCUUUGAGUUUGGAAGCCUGGAUCAAAAGCUAGCCCUAGCAACGCGCAUACGUGGUCAUGUUCUGCCAUUAGCCCUACAGAUGUAUGGUUGUCGUGUUAUUCAGAAAGCACUUGAGUCAAUCUCGCCUGACCAGCAGGUAAUUAAUGAGAUGGUGAAAGAGUUGGAUGGUCAUGUUCUGAAAUGUGUGAAAGAUCAAAAUGGAAACCAUGUUGUACAAAAAUGUAUUGAGUGUGUUCAACCCCAGUCGCUCCAGUUCAUCAUUGACGCAUUCAAAGGACAGGUAUUUGUACUUUCAACUCAUCCAUAUGGUUGUAGAGUAAUUCAGCGUAUUCUGGAACACUGUACUGCUGAGCAGACUUUGCCAAUCUUAGAAGAACUGCAUCAACAUACAGAACAGCUAGUGCAGGAUCAAUACGGAAAUUACGUUAUUCAGCAUGUACUGGAGCACGGCCGUCCUGAAGACAAGAGUAAAAUAGUUUCAGAAAUAAGAGGAAAAGUUCUAGCUCUGAGUCAGCACAAAUUUGCCAGCAAUGUGGUAGAAAAAUGUGUAACUCAUGCUUCUCGUGCUGAGCGAGCUUUACUUAUUGAUGAGGUCUGUUGCCAGAAUGAUGGUCCUCACAGUGCCUUAUACACCAUGAUGAAGGACCAGUAUGCCAACUAUGUAGUUCAGAAGAUGAUUGAUAUGGCUGAACCUGCUCAGCGGAAGAUAAUAAUGCACAAGAUUCGACCCCACAUCACAACUCUGCGUAAAUACACCUACGGCAAACACAUUCUGGCCAAGCUGGAGAAGUAUUACCUGAAGAACAGUGCUGAUCUGGGGCCAAUUGGUGGACCACCAAAUGGGAUGCUGUAAAAGGCAAAAAGAAAUGGAAGAAAAAUGGAAUUGUGAAUGAUCAAAGCAUACAACUUAACUAUAAAUGUUCUGAUUUUUUUAAAUCUAUUUAUUGACUUUGUUCAUCCAUUUGUAAAAUUUUUAUUCUUGUGUAUAUUUUUGGGGAGUGAAUUAUUAAAAAAAAAAGAAGAAAAAAAAUAUCUCCAGCCCUGAUCCGGAGACCUAUCAGAUUGGAUGGCUGGCAAAGCACAGAAUGCCUGUAUAUGAUGUAAUUGUAUCAAAAUAGCUGUCACAUAUUUUGUAAAUUUUUACCUUGUAAAGUCACUGAAAUAGUUUUUAAAGGGAAAAAGUACAGUAUUCUUUUAAUACACUGGCUUGCAAUCUGGUAGGUCUACCCAGCAUCAUAGCACAACAGGUUUAUAGAGUUGUAUAUAGAAUUAAUCCUUAUUUUUUCCCUUUUCUGUGAAGUCUUUUAUACCAGAUUAAAACUGAUCAGCUGCAUAAACAUUAUUUAACAUGUCAAAAAGUUAAGUUGUAUUUUGGUGGUUCACAACAUACUAUCCAAAUAGUAAACAGGGCACAGCAACUUAAAAUAGGGGUGAACAAAACAGUGGAAACCUUAAGACUAGUUUUAACCACUUGCUAUAGAUAUAUGUGUUUUUUAAAUGGUGCCCUAAGGUUUCCUCUAGCGAUGUAUUAAAAAUGAAAGUGCUGUAUAUACUUAUAUAUUUAAUUGUUGUAUGAGGUAGAGGGAUUAAAAUGAUGGUGGUACUUCCAUUCAGCAAAGUACACUGUUGGAAGAGGAGUGAAGCCUGUAUUAACUUUACAGUCAGUUUUACAAUGCAGGAAGAGUAGAGAUUUGUAUUUUUUUAUUUUGCAUAUAGAAUUAAUUGUAAGGAUUUGAAAGUGUUGAGCAUUUAUUUUGCUUUCUCACCGUAGAUGCAAAACCAAAAUAGGUAUUGAUGAAGAGAAAAGGGGCCACUGAAGAGUAAACUUGAUAGCUCAACAUUUAAGCAUGAUUGAUUAAAUAUUCAGAUAGCUUUUUUGCUUCCUAUAAAUAUAUGCAUUGUAUACGUGUAGUUAAUAGGUGUAAGUUUACAGUUUGAAAACAAAUCUCUCGUUUCGAUGUUUAUUACAAGCCUUGCUAAUUUAGUAGUGACGCUUACCUUGGUUGUACAGAUGUACAUUUGUAAACCUUCAUGCUGUAAAUGUAAUUUGUUUUACCCCUUUUUGGGACAAAAAUUUGCAUUUUAGUGUAUAUUCAUAUCCCCAUUCCCUCUUCUCCCCCCUGGCAUAUAGUGUUGUAUAAUGUAAAUUUAUUUCAGCAAAUCAAGAGUGAUUUUUUUAAAAUUUUAUCUUUAUAUGGUUUCAGAAAUAUGAACCGGCUUUCUUUUUAUCUCUUGUGAGGAACAUUAUGUUUUGUUUAUAACAUAGCUGUUGAUUCUGUUAAUACGGACACUUCGGGAAAUCAAUCUGUUCAAAUUUUAAUUCGGGAUAAUAAGCAUAGUAAGAAAUGGACUGAAAUAUUUGGUUAUCACAGAAACUAAUGCUUCUUCCAUCUUAAUAAAUGUGGCAUGAUUUUUUUGUACAGAAGAGUACUGUAUUUUUGAAUAGCCUUCUCCCAGCAUAAAGCAAAUAUGUAUGAUACUGUCAAUUUUUUUUCUCUGGACAUAUGACAUUGUAACAGUAACAUAAAGAUGAUGUACAUUUACAAGCGGCCUUAUGUACAUUUCCCAAUGAUCUUUUUAAGGCAGAAUUGUGACCAUAUGUGUAUAAUUAAAAUCCUUUUUAAUCCUUUGCCUAUGGAAAUAUUUUGGAAAAAAGCUUACUUUGUAUAUUCAGUUUCUGAAAGAUAAAGAAAGUGCUUUGUAUGUUGUUGAAGUAAGUAUUUUGUGUAAAACAUUCAUUUGGAUGGCUUAACCUAAAGUUUUGAUCAACCAAGAUAGGUUUGAAUGCAAUGUCUUGAGCAUUGAUCAAAUAAAAGGGUGUUAGGGUAGGGAUUUGAUCACGAGGAAGGAAAACAGUAGUGGUAUAAACUCGUAUAAGGAAUUCUGUUGUAUUACUGCUUUUACCAGGUUUACAUAACUCGUAUUAAAGCAUACAUCUGAGGCACUGCUUUUUUUUAAUGGUAGCGUUGACUCAUCAAUAGGCAAAUGGGAAAGUUUGUUCUGGCCUACUUCCAGUUUCUGAAUCUGUCCUUUAGUGCCCAUAUGAAGGGGCCUAAUUAUUCUUAGUAAGCACAAUUCGAAUUGCCAAGUAGAUUUUGCAUGGCAGUUCACAAAAUUCCUCUUGAGAGGAACAAGCUCUGUCAUUGGAGCCAGAGCUUUCCCUCCAUCACACAAAGGGUGACUUUUGAGCCACUUCCUUGGACAUGUUAAUUCUCCUCGGUGACCCUCUAUUCUGUGUACAAACGCUGGGUGUUGUAAUCCGCAGAGCUGACAUUCCCGUCAGCAUUUAAGUUGGGCUUUCACGGAUGUCCGGGCAGAAACUGAAAAUGUACCAGUACUUUGUCCCUGUAGCACUCAUGCCAUGGUUGAAUUUAAACAGUCCUGUAACUGUCACCCUUGGUGCUUUAAAUCUUGAACAUAAUCUUCCACAUGCUCUCCUAAAAUCAUUUUGCACAACUUCUAUCCAGGAACAUGAAAAUCACGGGGUUUCCUUUCAACUAUUUUAGGCUUUGGGUAGAACCACUAGAAUUUUUGCUCAAGUACUGCUUUUUGAUAUAGAUUGUUUAUGGACCAGUUUGAUUAGGUUUGACUCCAGGUGGCUCAUAUUGAAUAAUGUAAUGUUCACAUGUAUAUACUGUAAAAAAUCAAAAUGAAAAUGUGUGAAUAACACUGUGUGAAAUA